CUUAAAAGGACAGGACUUUCAUAGAUUUCCUCCAAACUGUUUAUCACAUGGCAAAGAAGCCUGCAUUGACUAAGGUGAAGCAGAAGGCGGCUGGCUCGGUACCAGCUGGGACGAAGAUAAAUGUUCAACAGCCGCCCCAAUUUCCUUCUGUUUCGCCGAAAGAAUCGCUGAUAGUCGAUGACUUCGUACCAGACAAGAUACUACUCAUCCAAGAUGCAUUUGACGAAAGCGAGUGCAAGCAAUUCAUAAAGUUCAUGGAAGAACUGCCUCUGGAACUCACACCUGCUCCUAAGAAAGGAGAGGCUGUGCGAGUGAACUAUCGCAUAAAUAUUCAGUCGCCAUCGUUCGCUGAAGCGCUUUUCAGUGUAUUUUCUCCUCAUCUCCCGAAUUUCCCCUUGCCGGAAUCAAGGAUCCCACGGAAAGCAAAUUCGAAACCAGAUAGCUCUGCUAUUGCAGCUCGACCAGCACAUUCAUUCAACUCCAAUAUACGUAUGUACAAGUACACAGAAGGACAGCACUUUGGAUCCCAUUAUGACGAUUCGGUUACUGAUCCCGUAACUGGUACACAUUCGGAGUGGACGCUCCUAAUUUAUCUCAGUGGGAAAGAGGAUGGGGUCGUUGGUGGCGAAACUAUUUUCUAUCCUGGCGAGGGCAAGAAGAAAGACAAGGAACUUCCUAUCGUACCAGAGUUACGGCGCGGUAUGGCUCUUCUUCAUCGCCACGGCUACGAAUGUUUUCGGCACGAAGGCGCCCUAGUUCAGAAGGGCGUGAAGUAUGUCUUGCGUUCAGAUGUGAUGUUCUCAGAUCAGUAAUUUAGGAGGCACCUUGAAACUAGAGUAUCGAGCAUACGGAAUUCAAACAAAAACUUGUAGUGC
Fomitiporia mediterranea MF3/22 is the source of this 875-nucleotide messenger RNA. RefSeq lists its product as uncharacterized. The transcript has 5 exons. Gene Ontology annotation, biological process: peptidyl-proline hydroxylation to 4-hydroxy-L-proline. Lineage: Eukaryota; Fungi; Basidiomycota; Agaricomycetes; Hymenochaetales; Hymenochaetaceae. Gene Ontology annotation, cellular component: endoplasmic reticulum. Gene Ontology annotation, molecular function: iron ion binding; L-ascorbic acid binding; procollagen-proline 4-dioxygenase activity. The record is from RefSeq and is a predicted model, not a curated record. The coding region runs from base 48 to 812 and encodes 254 amino acids.